UACAUUACACACCUGACACCACACCACUUGUUUCUCUCUGCAAAUCCGCCAUUCUCUCUCUCUCUCUAAAAUGAUGUACAUUUUCCAAAUCAACAUCUAAAGCUUUUUUCUUUCUUUCUUUCUUUAUCUGACUUCAAUGGAGGGUCACUCCGAUUCCACUCAGCGACCCAACUCGGACAACAACAACAACAACAGUAACAACAACGACCAACGAGUCUACUUCGUUCCCUACAGGUGGUGGAAGGAUGCGCAAGAUUCAAUGCGAGUUGAUUCGGAUUCGGAUUCGCGUUUGGAUUCGGAAUCAAAUAAGGGGGUAGUGUACUCGGCUUCGCCAGCUUCUUCAUAUGCAGGUCCUAUGAAGCUCAUUAACAACAUAUUCAGCUUGGAUCUUGUUUUCAAUCUGAGAAGAGAGGAGGGUUCAGAUUCAGUGCACAGGGAAAAUGGUGAAGUUGGUGUCUCCGGCCGGGACUAUGCCUUGGUCCCUGGCCAAAUGUGGGUCCAGGCACUCAGAUGGCAUAGUGAUUCUAAAGUUGCCAUGAAAAAUGGUAAGAGCUUUUUAGCUUCCGAAGAUGAUAUUACAGAUGUCUAUCCUCUAAAACUACGACUUUCUGUUCUGCGGGAAACAAAUUCGUUGGGAGUAAGAAUAUGCAAAAAGGAUAAUGCAGGGGAGCGCUUCAGAAGAGCCUGCAAAAUCUUCACUGUAGAGUCUGAGCUGUUUCGCGUCUGGGACUUUUCUGGGCAGACAAACCUGUUUUUUACAAAUGAAAAAAAUAAGUUUCUAAAAGAUUCUCAGCGGCAAUCAGAUCAUGAUUUGUGUUAUGCAUCUAUACAGAUUGUACUGGACUUGCAAAUUUAUGGGUUGUCAGACUCUGUGAAGUGCAAGGAUGGAAAAAAAGAUGAGAGUGUGGCAAAUUCAUCUUCUGGCCCUUCACUAAUGAUGAAUGGUAGUGCUGGCAAUAUGAACUCUAAUUUCGUUCGUGCAAGUUCUGGUGAAGCUGGUUCUUUGGGAUUGACCGGGUUGCAAAAUCUUGGAAAUACUUGUUUCAUGAACAGUUCUCUGCAGUGCUUGGCCCACACGCCGAAACUUGUUGACUAUUUUCUUGGAGAUUAUGGUAGAGAAAUAAAUCAUGACAACCCAUUGGGCAUGGAUGGUGAGAUUGCUUUAGCAUUUGGAGAUCUGUUAAGGAAAUUAUGGGCUCCUGGAGCAGCUCCAGUGGCACCAAGAUUAUUUAAGUCAAAGCUAGCUCGAUUUGCUCCUCAAUUCAGUGGAUAUAAUCAGCAUGAUUCCCAAGAGCUCCUGGCUUUUUUGUUGGAUGGACUCCACGAAGAUCUCAAUCGUGUAAAAUGCAAGCCUUAUAUAGAAGCCAAGGAUGGGGAUGAUCGACCAGAUAGAGAAGUAGCUGAUGAAUAUUGGCGGAAUCAUUUGGCUCGCAACGACUCUAUAAUUGUUGAUGUAUGCCAAGGUCAAUAUAAAUCAACAUUAGUUUGUCCUCUUUGCAGAAAGGUUUCUGUAACAUUUGAUCCAUUCAUGUACCUAUCUCUACCUCUACCUUCAACAACAAUGCGGACGAUGACUUUAACACUUUUGAAUACCAAUGGGAAUGCUGCACCGUCUCCAUAUACUAUUACUGUGCCAAAGCAUGGAAAAUGUGAAGAUCUUAUCAAGGCUCUAGGCAGUGCAUGUUCUUUAGGGGCUGAUGAGACUUUAUUGGUGGCUGAGAUCUACAACAACCAGAUUAUACGCUAUCUUGAGGAGUCAGCUGAUUCAUUAUCCUUAAUUAGAGAUGAUGACCGAUUGGUAGCCUACCGGUUAUCAAAAGAUACUGGGCAAGUCCCUCUGGUUGUAUUCAUGCAUCAGCGGAGGGAGGAGCAAUACAUCCAUGGGAAACUAACUUCAAGUUGGAAGGCGUUUGGAAUUCCUCUUGCAGCUAGGCUUUGUGAAUCUGUUGAUGGAUCUGAUAUCUACAAUCUUUAUCUAAAUUUACUUAGUCCAUUCCAAAUCCCUGCGGAAGAUGCUAUAGAAGAUUAUGAUAUCUCCAAGGGCACUGCUACUGAAGAAGUUUCAGGAAAAGAGGGUGCCAAAAGUCCUGCUAUAGGUGGAGACGUGAGCCCCUCCAAUGUGAAUGGAGUUGACUCACCAUCAGAUGUUGAACUGCAGUUUUAUUUGACAGAUGAGAAGGGAAUCGUCAAGCACUCCAAACUAGUAAUGAAUGAACCAGUGGCAGUGACGGGAGUGUCCAGGUUGCAUGUGCUUGUAUGUUGGCCAGAAACACAGAUUGAACAUUAUGAUACAGGCCUUCUUAGCUCAUUACCAGAAGUUUUUAAGUCUGGGUUCUAUGCAAAGAGACCUCAAGAGUCUGUUUCUCUGUACAAGUGCCUUGAAGCAUUCUUGCAGGAGGAACCUCUUGGACCAGAAGACAUGUGGUACUGUCCUGGCUGCAAAAAGCAUUGUCAAGCCAUCAAAAAGUUAGAUCUUUGGAGACUGCCAGAGAUUUUGGUUAUUCAUUUGAAGAAAUUCUCGUAUAGCCGGUUCUCAAAGAACAAGCUAGAGACUUAUGUCGACUUUCCCAUUGAUAAUUUUGACCUAUCACCUUAUAUUGCCCAGAGUAAUGGCAUGUCAUGCAAUCGUUACAUGCUUUAUGCGGUUAGUAAUCACUAUGGAAGUAUGGGAGGCGGUCAUUAUACAGCAUUUGUCCAUCACGGCGGUGAUCAGUGGUACGAUUUUGAUGAUAGCCAUGUUCAUCCCGUCAGCCAGGAGAAGAUAAAGUCUUCUGCAGCUUAUGUUCUUUUCUACAGAAGAGUAAUAGAAGUAUGACAUCAGAGUAGAGUUAUUAAUCAUUGAGAAUCCUAUUGAAGCAAGAUAUCUUCAACAUUUUUGGCAUCUUAUCUUACAAGUUUCAUUGAAGUAGUAUUCUUUUAUCCUUGGCAUUGAUUAGUUAAUUGAUAGAGUUUCCAGUGUGAACGAAUUGGAGGUUUAAGCUUAGGGAAGGGGCUGAGGAUGAGUGUAACAUAGUAACAAAGCAGAAAUGAGAGACAUAUUCAAGGGUAUUUUUUACACCUGUAAGAAUUUGUGAAAGAAAGAUCUCUUUAGCUUUAAGUGUAGAAAGUUUUUUUGAAGGGGAUUGCAUCCAAUCCCUGUGAAAGUGUAUUUGUUGAUAUCUUUUAUAUAGCUGGUGAUAGAAGGAAUUUUUGGAUACGCAAUUCAUGAAGUCUUGCAAUUUGGUGUUCCAUUA
This is a messenger RNA of Quercus lobata, 3233 nucleotides long. It is a transcript of the gene UBP8, whose product is annotated as ubiquitin-specific protease 8. The transcript has 13 exons. Gene Ontology annotation, molecular function: cysteine-type deubiquitinase activity. The coding region runs from base 137 to 2815 and encodes 892 amino acids. The record is from RefSeq and is a predicted model, not a curated record. Lineage: Eukaryota; Viridiplantae; Streptophyta; Magnoliopsida; Fagales; Fagaceae. Gene Ontology annotation, biological process: protein deubiquitination.